AUCGACCAUCACUUAUAAAUAUCGCUCCGCUUUUCCCCCGCUCCACAGCCCCCACCUUCCUCUAGAUUCUAGGGUUUCUCUCUUACAUUCAGUAGCGCUCCUCUUCCCGCUGCUUCGGGAAAUUUGUAAUUUAUACACAUAUACACACUCGCACAUCUAUUUGUACCCGUACAUUUCAUGAAUUCUUUUCAGUGAUCUCUCGCUCUGUCCUUACCAAACUUUCUUUGCUCUUUCAGUUAUAUUUUUCCUGAAUAGGUCCUCCAAAGUUGGAGAAUUUUCUCUAAAUUCAUGCGGUUUUAGUGUUCAUUUUGAAGAGAAAGGAAGAAUGCAGGUGAAGGAAUUGGAGAAAAUUGAAACUUCCGACUUAAAAGAGCAAGAAAAUUUGGAAAAAACCGAGGAAGUGGAGGCUUUGGGGGAGAAUUGUGGAAAAAAGGAUUUGAGUUUCAAUUCCGUCAUUGAUGUUUCUGGAAAAAGAUUGGAUUUUCCUCUGAUUAAUGGCGAGGAAAGCACGGUGGAAGAGGUGUAUUUGUACAAGAAUGAGUUGAAUUUGAUUCCGAGGGCUGUGGGGAGGCUUAAGGGUUUAAGAACACUGAAGUUUUUUGCGAAUGAAGUAAAUUUGUUUCCAGUGGAGUUUGCGAAUUUGGUGCAGCUAGAAAGCUUGCAAGUGAAGGUAACUGAUCCUGGAGUUAGUGGGUUGGAGUUGAGUAAGUUAGGGAAUUUGAAAGAACUGGAGCUCAGUAGAGUGCCGCCAAGGCCUUCUAGUUUCCCAAUUCUGAGCGAGAUUGCUGGACUUAAGUGCUUGACUAGGCUCUCUGUUUGUCAUUUCUCGAUAAGAUACCUUCCUCCAGAAAUUGGCUGCCUUAGUAAUUUAGAGUACUUGGAUCUUUCAUUUAACAAGAUGCGGAACUUACCAGAUGAAAUUGCUUUGUUGGACAUGUUGAUAUCUCUGAAAAUAGCCAAUAAUAAAUUGGUUGAGCUACCUUUGGGACUUUCCUCACUGCAAAAAUUGGAGAACUUGGACCUGUCAAAUAACCGAUUGACUUCCUUAGGGUGUUUAGAACUUGAAGCUAUGCGUAACCUUCAAACUCUAUAUCUUCAGCAUAAUCAGAUACGUGGUAUUCAAAUACCGUCAUGGAUAUGCUGCAAUUUGGAAGGCAACUGCAGGAAUCUAUCAAAUGACGAAUCUGCUGAGAUGGAUGUGUAUGAAGGCGUCAUCCUGGAGAUUCAUACUACUCCUUGCUCUUCUGUUGCACCAUCAAGUCAUUUGAGUGGAUUGUCACCUAGCAAUCGAUGUUUAGCUGCACGAAGGGCCAAAGGAUGGAAACGCCGGUAUAAUUUGAAAACAAAAGCUCGGCAGGAGAGAUUGAUUAACUGCAAGAAAUGGAAAGUUGAUACGAGCAGCCGAAGCUCUUCUGAAAAAUGCACGACAUGCAGUGUGUCUGUUAAUAGUGAUAAUGCCACAUCACAAGGUUUAUCUGUCAUUGCAGAUGCAGAGCUUGACAACAAAGAUAUAUUUUCAGAAGAGAAGAUACAUGGAAACUCACUUGUCGCUCCUAGAAAUGAGGACUUUACAGCAAAGAAUAAGUCUGUGGAUGGAUGUUCAUGUUCAGAAAUUGAUUCUGAUGGGACGCAAAAAGAUGUGGAGGCCAAUGGUUUGCACUCUGCGAGUGUGGUCUCUCUCUCUCAUGCUGUUGAAGUGCUGGAUGAAGGUUCAUCUUCUGAAGUAUCUAAUUAUCUACUAAAGUCAAAAAGGCAUUCAGACAAAGAUCUUGAUAAUCCCAAGCCCACCAAAUACCGCAGGCCAACCAAUGAUCCCUCUUACUUGUCACGCCAAUAUAGUGAAAUAUCAUUUUGUGGAGUCAUGGAUCGUCUGCCUGACGGAUUUUAUGAUGCAGGACGAGAUAGGCCCUUUAUGCCACUGGCUAGUUAUGAGAAAAAUCUGUAUCUUAAUUCGCGGGAAGUGAUUCUUCUUGACCGUGCUCGAGCCUUGGUGUGCCGGUUUAGGCAGAUGAACAGUUCUAUUGAUGAACAUAGAGAUUCUGCGAGCGAUAAAAAUUUGCAGACUGCAUCCUUGCUGGCUCUUUUUGUGUCGGAUCAUUUUGGAGGAAGUGAUAAAAGUGGUGUUCUUCAGAGGACACGGAAAGAUGUUUCUGGUUCAAAUUGCAGGAAACCUUUUGUUUGUACGUGUGCUACUGGGACCAACAGUGAUGCUAAUAAAACCAAUAAGCUGAGUGUGGACCCCAUGGAAGAUACUAUUUUCCGAGACAUCUGUGAGAAGGCUCUUCAAUCUAUAAAAGAAAGACGAAAUUCUAUUGUAGUUCCCAUUGGGAGUCUGCAGUUUGGUGUUUGUCGGCAUAGAGCGUUGCUGAUGAAGUAUCUAUGUGAUCGCAUGGAGCCUCGAAUCCCUUGUGAGCUUGUAAGGGGUUACUUGGACUUUUCUCCACAUGCCUGGAAUGUUGUCAUUAUAAAAAGGGGUGAGUCAUUGGUUCGCAUGAUAGUUGAUGCAUGCCAUCCCCAUGACAUCAGGGAGGAAAGUGACCCUGAAUAUUUUUGCAGGUAUAUUCCAUUAAGCCGGGUCAGUGCUCUUGUGGCCGAUUCUGAUGCUGGUCCUAAUUGCUCAUUUCCGUCUAUCUCUCUAUGUGAUGAGAUUGGAAAAUUAGCAUCCACCUCUCUGAUGCGAUGUAAUUUUGGAUCACUGGAGGCUGCUGUGAAGGUGCGAACCAUCAAUGUCACUGGGGCUUCUGCUGAUGAAGUCAAGAACUUUGAGUUCUCGUGUUUAGGGGAAGUCAGAAUGUUGAGUUUCCUGAACCAUUCCUGCAUUAUAGAAUUUUAUGGUCAUCAGAUAUCAUCCAAGUGGUCUCUGACUGAAGAUGGAAAUUCUGGUGGUCGUAUAUUACAGUCUGCUAUAUUGAUGGAGUACAUAAAAGGAGGAUCCUUAAGGACCUAUGUGGAGAGACUAUCAAGUAAUGGUGAGAAGCAUGUUGCACUGGACUUGGCACUAUCUAUUGCCCGAGAUGUGGCAUUUGCAUUGACUGAAUUACAUGCUAAGCACAUUAUUCAUCGUGACAUAAAAAGUGAGAAUGUUUUGAUUGAUCUUGACAAGAAACGGCAGGAUGGCACACCUGUCGUGAAGAUUUGUGAUUUUGAUAGGGCAAUCCCUCUACAUUCUUACUCGCAUACGUGCUGCAUUGCACAUGUUGGAGUACCUCCCACGGAUAUUUGUGUUGGGACUCCUCGAUGGAUGGCGCCUGAGGUGUUUCGUGCAAUGCACAAGCGUAACAUGUAUGGGUUGGUAAGUUCUUUCUGUGUCAGUUGUUUACUGUUUUUCUUAUUUGGCUGCCUGCUUCUGGAAUUGUUGACUUUACAAGUCCCUUAUUUUGGAUUGCCAGAAUCUGACAUCCACGACUCUCUGCAGAAGGGAGAACGGCCUAAACUGACAGAGGAACUGGAGGCGUUGGCUCAAUCUGAUGGGGAGCUCGAGACUGAAUCGGAAACCCUUCAAUUUCUUGUCAAACUGUACCAUCAUUGUACAGAAAAGAAUCCAGCUGAUCGUCCGUCAGCAGAGAAAAUCUAUAAUUCGUUGCUUGCCCGUGCAGGUUCAGUUACUGAUUCAACAAAUACGGAGCAAGAAUAGAUUUCUUUUUCAGGGGAUCUAUAUCACUUGGAUCCCAGAAUUUUGUAGCACCUACAGAGAUUUCUAAUGUUAACAUUAGGUAACUAUUGAGACCACAGUUGGGUUUGAGCCUUGAACCGCAGCAACCUACCUUGUUAAGGUAGCGUUGAUUAGAUACACAAACUCACUAAUUAUUCUUAGUAUCAGGAUUAGUCCAGAAAAACAUGAACUUCUUGACAUCCAUUUUUAUACUCUUUGUUUUCUGAUUGUAGAGUUGUAUGUACGUUUGUAUGUCUCAUUGUGAGAAAUGUAUUUUGUUGUUGACC
Molecule: messenger RNA, 3939 nt
Organism: Sesamum indicum (sesame)
Lineage: Eukaryota; Viridiplantae; Streptophyta; Magnoliopsida; Lamiales; Pedaliaceae
Source: RefSeq, a predicted model, not a curated record